UGCUGCUCUGUCCUUGGGCUUUAAUCUCAAAGCCGUUAUCGGCGCCGCCAUCGCGUUGGGGCGGCGGCGGUGCCGGUCGCGCUGCCCUGCACGUCCCUCCCGGCUAUUUUUUUCCCCCCUGGCCAGCUCGGGGCGGUUGGAGCCGAUUCCCCGUUAGCCGCGGCGGCAGGCGGCUGCCGGUUGCCUGGCUCCGGUUGCGGCGGGUAUAAAACCCCAGAGCCCCUCUCCGGCGCCCCGUCCCUCACCCCGCAGCCAGCCGGCCAGGGGCGAUGGCCGAGCUGCCCGUCCCGGAGCUGCCCGCCGCCCUGUCCCGCUGCAGCGGCCGCUUCACCAUCAGCACCCUGCUGGGCGCGGAGGAGGGCAGCCGGGGUCCCUACGCGCCCAGCGAGGGGGCAGGCUGCGACAGCACCCACCUGUCCAGCAGCACCCUCUGCACCAGGACCUUCGGCUACAACACGGUGGACGUGGUGCCCGCCUACGAGCACUAUGCCAACAGUAACGGGGUGGGUGACACCGGCAAGGGCCGGCCCUCGCUGGCAGACCUCCACUCCAUCCUCAAGCCCGACCCCGGCCGCUGCCACACGCCGCCGUCGGAGCCGCAGCGGAGCAACGGACUGCCGGAGGCCGGGCCCGAGGAGGCGGCGGAGGAGCCGGGCGGAGCCCCCGCAGCAGCGCCCGUCCGCUUCGGCUGGGUGAAGGGUGUGAUGAUUCGCUGCAUGCUGAACAUCUGGGGAGUCAUCCUGUACCUGCGCUUGCCCUGGAUCACCGCCCAGGCCGGAAUCGCCCUGACGUGGCUCAUCAUCCUGAUGUCCGUGACAGUGACCACCAUCACUGGCUUGUCCAUCUCUGCCAUAUCCACUAAUGGCAAAGUCAAGUCAGGAGGCACCUACUUCCUCAUCUCACGGAGCCUGGGGCCAGAGCUGGGUGGCUCCAUCGGGCUGAUCUUUGCCUUUGCCAACGCGGUGGCCGUGGCCAUGCACACAGUUGGCUUCGCUGAAACCGUCCGGGACCUGCUGCAGGAGCACAACUCCCUCAUCGUGGACCCCACCAACGACAUCCGGAUCAUCGGAGUGGUCACUGUGACAGUGCUGCUGGGCAUUUCCCUGGCUGGCAUGGAGUGGGAGGCCAAGGCACAGAUACUGUUUUUCCUGGUCAUCCUGGUUUCCUUCAUCAACUACCUGGUGGGGACAGUGAUCCCAGCCACCACUGAGAAGCAAGCGAAGGGCUUCUUCAGCUACCGAGCUGACAUCUUUGCCCAGAACUUUGUGCCCAACUGGCGUGGACCUGAUGGCUCCUUCUUUGGCUUGUUUUCCAUCUUCUUCCCGUCGGCAACAGGCAUCCUGGCAGGUGCCAACAUUUCGGGUGACCUGAAGGAUCCUGCUGUGGCCAUCCCCAAGGGCACCCUGAUGGCCAUCUUCUGGACCACUGUGUCUUACCUGGUGCUUUCAGCUACCAUCGGUGCCUGCGUGGUCCGGGACGCUUCGGGCAGCCUGAACGACAGCGUGGCCGUGGGCUCGGCCGGCUGCGAGGGGCUCACUUGCGCCCUCGGGUGGAACUUCACCGCCUGCGCACAGCGCCAGACCUGCCGCUAUGGGCUCAGCAACUACUACCAGAGCAUGAGCAUGGUGUCUGGAUUUGGCCCCCUCAUCACGGCAGGGAUCUUUGGUGCUACCCUCUCCUCAGCACUGGCCUGCCUCGUGUCAGCACCUAAAGUCUUCCAGUGUCUCUGCAGGGACCAGCUCUACCCUCUCAUAGGCUUCUUCGGGAAGGGCUACGGCAGGAACAGCGAGCCCAUCCGUGGCUACAUGCUCACCUACCUCAUCGCCGUCGGCUUCAUCCUCAUCGCCGAGCUCAACGCCAUCGCCCCCAUCAUCUCCAACUUCUUCCUCUGCUCCUACGCCCUCAUCAACUUCAGCUGCUUCCACGCCUCCAUCACCAACUCGCCAGGCUGGCGACCCUCCUUUCGGUAUUACAGCAAGUGGGCCGCGCUCUUCGGGGCCACCGUCUCGGUGGUCAUCAUGUUCCUGCUGACCUGGUGGGCGGCCCUCAUCGCCUUCGGCAUCGUCGUCUUCCUCCUGGGAUACGUCCUCUACAAAAAGCCAGAUGUCAACUGGGGCUCCUCCAUGCAAGCCAGCUCGUACAACAUGGCCCUCAACUACUCAGUGGGGCUGAGUGAAGUGGAUGAGCACAUCAAGAACUACAGACCGCAGUGCCUGGUGCUCACAGGUCCUCCCAGCUGCCGCCCUGCCCUGGUGGACUUCGUGGGGACCUUCACCAAGAACCUCAGCCUGAUGCUCUGUGGCAACGUCCUGAUCGGGCCGCGGAAGCAGAAGGUGCCAGAGUCCUGGCUGAUGGCUGAUGGCCACACCAAGUGGCUCAUGAAGAGGAAGAUCAAAGCUUUCUACACUGACGUGGUGGCUGAGGACCUGAGAAGUGGUGUCCAAAUGCUGCUCCAGGCUGCCGGGCUGGGGAAGAUGAGACCCAACAUCUUGGUGCUGGGCUACAAGAGGAACUGGCGGACAGUGGCCCCACAGAGCCUGGAGGACUACGUGGGCAUCCUGCACGACGCCUUUGAUUUCAAGUACGGCGUGUGCCUGAUGAGGAUGAAGGAAGGGCUGAACGUCUCCCGCGUGAUGCAGGCCCACUUUAACCCCACGUUCGAGGCAGCAGAGCACCCCGAGAACGGCACCGGCAGCAGAGCAGCCCCGGGCACAGCAGACCCCACCAGCCUGGCAGGUGAGCAGCAGGCCAGCACCAUCUUCCAGAGUGACCAGGGCAAGAAGACCAUCGACAUUUACUGGCUCUUUGAUGAUGGAGGUCUCACGCUGCUCAUCCCCUACCUCCUGGGGCGCAAGAAGCGGUGGGGGAAGUGCAAAAUCCGGGUGUUUGUCGGCGGGCAGAUCCACAGGAUGGACGAGGAGAGGAGGGCGAUCGUCUCUCUGCUGAGCAAGUUCCGCCUCGGCUUCCACGAGGUCCACAUCCUCCCUGACAUCAACCAGAAACCCCGGCCAGAGCACAUCAGGAGGUUCGAGGAGCUGAUCGCUCCCUUCAGGCUGAACGAUGGCUUCAGGGACGAGGCUGCGGUGAACGAGCUGCGGCAGGGCUGCCCCUGGAAGAUUUCGGACGAGGAGCUGGAUAAAAACAGAGCCAAGUCGCUCCGGCAGGUGAGGCUGAACGAGAUCCUGCUGGACUACUCGCGGGACGCGGCGCUCAUAGCCAUCACGCUGCCCAUCGGCAGGAAGGGGCACUGCCCCAGCUCCCUCUACAUGGCCUGGCUGGAGACGCUCUCCCAGGACCUGAGACCCCCUGUCAUCCUCACCAGAGGGAACCAGGAGAACGUGCUGACCUUUUACUGCCAAUAAACCUGCCUGCUGCCUCGGGAUGCGCAUCUCUCAGGCCAGUUUUGAGCUCUGGGGGAGCAGUGUCCAUGUACACCUGGGCAUUAGCUCUUGGGAAAUGCCACCGUGGGAGCUGCCACCCUCCUACAAAGACUUGUUGGGCAGAUCUUGGUCUUUGUAAGGUGUAUAUAGAGAUACAGUAAUGUAGGACUCGCAGUGGAGGUGUUGCUCCAGCCCUGGGUUUAGCCAGAGCUGUGCAGGUCAAGUUUGGGGUCCUCUCCUGAGAGCAGCAAGCAGGACCCCCACACAGAGCCCAAGGACUGACCCACAGCCCUGGCAAAGCCACUCUCCCAGGGUGAGGCUGCCCUGGGGUGAUAGGUGUGGGUCAGCACUGACUCUUGGGGACAGGGACUCCUCCAAACAGGCCGAGCAGCAGCAAGGUGCCACCUUCUGCUUGCAGCAGCAAGUCCAGCUCCUAAGGGGAAGCAAAACAAACCACCCAACCCAGGACCUAUCCUGGCACAGACUGGAGAAACACACCUCAGCUCAGCAUGCUUGUUAAGAGCCUUUAUUGAUCUCACCACCAGGAUUAGAAGUGUCAGUAGAAAAAUAAAAUUUCCAGUUUUUCUCUCAUACAAA
Messenger RNA from Pogoniulus pusillus (Red-fronted tinkerbird), 3977 nucleotides. It is a transcript of the gene SLC12A3, whose product is annotated as solute carrier family 12 member 3. Gene Ontology annotation, cellular component: apical plasma membrane. The record is from RefSeq and is a predicted model, not a curated record. Lineage: Eukaryota; Metazoa; Chordata; Aves; Piciformes; Lybiidae. Gene Ontology annotation, biological process: sodium ion transmembrane transport; potassium ion homeostasis; cell volume homeostasis. Gene Ontology annotation, molecular function: sodium:potassium:chloride symporter activity. The coding region runs from base 270 to 3362 and encodes 1030 amino acids. The transcript has 26 exons.